Molecule: messenger RNA, 2051 nt
Organism: Panicum virgatum (switchgrass)
Lineage: Eukaryota; Viridiplantae; Streptophyta; Magnoliopsida; Poales; Poaceae
Product: F-box/kelch-repeat protein SKIP20-like
Exons: 1
Coding region: 743-1957 (404 amino acids)
Biological process (GO): regulation of phenylpropanoid metabolic process; negative regulation of cytokinin-activated signaling pathway
Molecular function (GO): protein binding
Source: RefSeq, a predicted model, not a curated record
AUUUAAAUAGAGUAAGUGUAUCAUGGUAAGUCUGUACAAUACAUUUAGCACCUAAAACAGUUGUUACAUAACAACUACCUUCCCUUGGUUUCUACAAAAACUUAGUGCAUCAAUAUCAAAAUUGUUUUGCCUUGUUUUGCCAAAUUUGAAAGUAUGUACUGGUAUUGCACAGCGAUUUUAGCAAGUUCAUUUCCAUGGUCUAUGCACCAGUUUAUGAAUACACAACACCUAAGCAUGCAGUUUAGGCCAUAAAUGGCCCCAUUACACAUCUUGAUGGGCACAUGAUUAAAACAAUCUUGGUAUGCUCCGUCCGUCAACAUGGGACAUGAAAAGAGAAUGGUGAAACAGGCAACCAACAUCCAAUUUGGGGGAAAGAGCAUGGGCAUGAAGGAAUGACCCUAGUCCCAUCUAAAAAUAUCUUCAACCAAUUUGAGUAAAAAUAUCAUCAGUCAAAUGUGAUUGGAAAUGCAAUUUUAUGGAUCAAACUCAUGCUCCUAAAAUAUCUCACUCCCCAAUUUUAUUUCCCUCUCUUUUGAAAAGUUGUUAUUAUUCUACUAUCCAGGGAAAGGUGUUGAUUUUACAGUACCUAGCACUCAUCAAAUGCUAAUCCAAAUUUGUCCUCUCUCUGUCACCCUCCCUCUACUUAAACCCGCCAAAACCCCUUGCAUCACACCGCCACCACCACAUCAGAAGAAACAAGAAGCCGCGUGCACUGCACUGCACUGGCGUUCUCCAUCACUCCAUGGGCGCCGUCAAGCAUGAGGUUGAAGACGUGUACGCAGCCACUGCGCGAGCAAGCUUCUUCUACGAUUCCAAGGACAAGCAGCAAGAACGUGCCAUGGCGAUGGGAGCAGAGGAAGAGGGCCCCAGGCUGGAGCUGGGGGAGCUCAUCCCGGGGCUGCCGGACGACGUGGCCAUUGAGUGCCUGGCGAGGGUGCCCAGCCGGUCGCACCGGAGCACGCGCCGCGUGUGCCGCGGGUGGCGCGGCGCCGUCGGGUCCGCGGAGUUCCGGCGGCGCCGGAGUGCCGCCGGGGCGGCGGAGGACGUCGUGUUCCUCGUCCAGGCCGCGCCCGCGGCCGGCGACGGGAAGGGAUCGACGCCGGAGUGCGCGCUGACGGCGGCGAACCUCACCACUGGCGAGUGGCGGCGCGUGGAGGGGCCGGGCGAGGCGUGGCAACCCGUGCCGCUGUUCGCGCAGUGCGCGGCCGCCGGCGACGGGCGCCACGUCGCCGUCGUAGGGGGCUGGGAACCGGACACGCUCCGCCCGACCAACGACAUCCGCGUGCUGGACGUCCCCGCCGGCACGUGGCGGCGCGGCCGGCAGAUGCCGGACAACCGGAGCUUCUUCGGGUGCGCCGGCGGCGACGGCAACGUCUACGUCGCCGGCGGCCACGACGAGUCCAAGAACGCGCUCCGCUCCGCUCUCGCGUACAGCGCCGCGGCCGACGCCUGGCGCGCGCUCCCGGACAUGUCCGAGGAGCGCGACGAGCCGCAGCUCGUCGUGGCCCCGGGCGGCGUCCUCGCGGCAAGCGGCUACCCGACCGAGGCCCAGGGCGCGUUCAGGAGGACCGCCGAGCGCUACGCCGCCACGGGCGGCGCCUGGACCGACGAGGGCGAGGUGGUCCCCGACACGGGCGAGACGUGCCUGGCCUCGGUGGGGGGGAAGGUGUGGGCCGUCGGGGCCGGUAAGGGCGGCGUGCGCGAGUGGGACGGCGCCGCGCGCGCGUGGAGGGAGGUGGCCGAUGGGCCGCCGGGCAUGGAGGCGUGCGUGAAAGCGGCCGGCGUCGGCAACGGCAACGGCGCCGCGUUGUUCGUGUUCGGCACGGUGGCCGACGCGGCGGAGGGCAGCAGGCACUCCGCGUGGGUGAUGGAAGCCGGCGGCGCUCCGUGGAGGCGGGUGCCCGUGCCGUCGGGGUUCGACGGGUUCGUUUACUCGGGAGCGGCUGUGCGGGUUUAAAUUUUCGCUUAGACUCCAGCCUAAGUCCCUAUUUGAGCUUUUAUUUUAAAUUUUCAGAGUUUAGAAAGAAAAUAAAUUCUUACAGACUUUUUAA